GUGGCUGCUCCCAGGGACUCCUCCCCCUGCUCCCGGAAGGAAUCAAGCUAAGAAAAUAAAUACUCUUGGGGUUUCGUCCUGCUGUGGGAGCAAAGAGGAGAAUUCUCUAGCGAGUGAAUCCAAGGAGCUACAACUAUGGCAGGAAAGCCCCUAUUUCAUUAUGAUGAUGCCCGGGGCAGAAUGGAGUCUGUCCGGUGGCUCUUGGCUGCGGCUGGAGUAGAUGUAAGUUUUGAGACGUAUGAAGAGAAAUUUAUACACACCAAUGAGGACUUGGAGAAGUUAAGAAGUGAUGGAGUUUUGAUGUUCCAGCAAGUGCCCAUGGCGGAGGUGGACGGAAUGAAGCUGGUGCAGACCAGAGCCAUUCUCAACUAUUUUUCCAGCAAAUACAACCUCUAUGGGAAGGACAUGAAGGAGAGAGCCCUGAUUGAUAUGUAUUCGGAAGGUUUGGCAGAUUUGAAUGAGAUGUUUAUUGAAUACCCAUACGACCCACCUGGGGUCAAGGAAGCAAAUAUUGCCCUGAUGAAAGAGAAAGCGGCAAACCGUUACUUUCCUGCCUUUGAAAAGGUGUUAAAGAGCCAUGGACAAGACUUCCUUGUUGGCAACAAGCUGAGCAAGGCUGAUAUUCACCUGGUUGAAAUGAUCUACAACAUGGAAGAACUGGAUGCCAACAUUAUAGCCAACUUUCCUCUGCUUCAGGCUCUGAAAACCCGAAUUAGUGACAUGCCCACCAUAAAGAAAUUUCUGCAGCCUGGCAGCCAGAGGCAGCCUCCUGUUGAUGAGGAAAGAGUACUAAAAGCAAGGAAGAUUUUCAAGUUUUAAUGAAGUAACAUAAACCCAGCACUACACCUGAAUACCGAUCCUGAAGACUGAGACAGUGAGCUUUCUCACUUACUUGUAUUAAUGAAAUAAUGGGCUCCCAUGACACAGUUUAAUGGAAACUUUCUUACUAGGAUAUGCUAUGAGAUUGGGUUUUCUAAUUUCCUGACUUAACCAUUUCCUGUAAUAAAAUGAAAAUUUUAAUAAAAAAUGAAGAUCAUG
Cricetulus griseus (Chinese hamster) is the source of this 1038-nucleotide messenger RNA. The record is from RefSeq and is a predicted model, not a curated record. NCBI's taxonomy places the organism in Eukaryota, Metazoa, Chordata, Mammalia, Rodentia, Cricetidae.